Schistocerca serialis cubense is the source of this 1840-nucleotide messenger RNA. RefSeq names its product transcription initiation protein SPT3 homolog. Gene Ontology annotation, molecular function: transcription coactivator activity; protein heterodimerization activity. The transcript has 6 exons. NCBI's taxonomy places the organism in Eukaryota, Metazoa, Arthropoda, Insecta, Orthoptera, Acrididae. Gene Ontology annotation, biological process: transcription by RNA polymerase II. The record is from RefSeq and is a predicted model, not a curated record. Bases 757 to 1614 code for a protein of 285 amino acids.
UUUGAUGUGUCAACUGUGACGACUGUUGAGAAACUGUUUUCUUUUUAUUACUAACGACAAGUUAUUGUAUAUUUUUUUAUUCCAGAAAAUAUGUGCCGUUGAUUUGGUCAUGUAGAAAUGAAAUAUUAGGUCUCAUUGCUGUGGGCUGAAAUAAAACAAAUGCUGAGUUAAAUCGGAAAUUGUGCUAUAUAUACACUGUGUACAUAUAUAACUCCUUAUAAAGAAAGUUAGGGAACAGAUUUAAUAACGCUUGGACAUCAAUUUUUGUGAAAACAUCGUUACUUGGUUAAAUUUUAUAGGAUUUCGUGAAGUAAAGUCAACACACGCGUAGAUGUAAUCCAUUGAAAAUUGUACUGAACUGCUUUUAUUCUUUUUGAGCUUACCAAACUAUUCUUUAACCCAUUAACAGGAAUACGUUGGAAUCUGAAAUGGGUUGUGACAGCUCGGCCCUCCCCUUAGAAUUUUGGUUGUGAUUAUAGUGUGGUCUGUAUUGUAGCUAGAGAUUUCUUUUAAGUAGGAAGGUGGUAGUUAUUUCUGUUCAAGAAUUCGACGGUGGUUUCGAGGGAGUCAUUAAGGAGAAACAUCGUUACUAGUCACCACAUUUCUCCAUGACAAAGAUAGACGUAGGAUAAUGUUGAUCAUUUUUUACUUCCAGUGUGGGAUCCUUCUCCCACCCCCCAUCACCCUUGGAAUAUUUGUUGUCAUGACAGACUGAUCCCUCGCGUAAUCCGAGGUCUAGCUAAAACUUUACAAAAGAUGAUGCACGCUGAUGGCGAUAGUCCAAGACCUCUUGAAUGCUCUGCAGCUCACAUAGAAAAAGUAUUGUACCAGCAAAUGAAGUCCCUCUUAAAUCAAGCAAAUGAAGUUGCUAAAAUGAGAGGAGCAAAAUCAAUUGAAGCAAUUGAUUUUCUUUUCUUAAUGCGAAAGAAUAGAGUGAAAGUCCGUCGAUUACUUGAUUAUUUUGCUGUGAAGGAUGCUAGAAGCAUAUUUAAUGCAGAAGCCCUCAAAGCUGACCAACCUAUUCAGAAAUCAUGCACUCUACAAAAGUGUUUAAAAGUAUUGAGAAAGAUUGAUAUUACUGGAGAACUGACAGACAGAAGGAUUAAAUUGUUUGAUGAAGUCAAAAACAGGAGACGACUUCGUGCUGAACUUGUGUCUCGGUUAUUAAAUGAGAAGAGAUACUUAGAAUAUGCAGCUGCUCGGACAGUGUCCUUCACAUUUGCACCAAAGAAGAGUGGUUUUAGGCUUAAUAUGUGGCUUCUUUCAAAGGGUGAAAAACUUCCAAGAUUGCCAAAGGAAAAGUCGCUUGGGUGUCAAAUACUCUGUUAUUUGGCUCGAGAAACUGUGUCACAAAUAAUGGACCUUACCUUUCUAGCUAGAGAAGAUAUGACAAUUACACGUGAUCCAGUUAACAAAAAUUAUCCAGCACUGUUUGGACCAAAUCUGCCUCAAUUUCCUAUGGAAGGAGUAGAGAAGAUUUAUGGCAUAACACCAGUAAUUCCUUCAGAGAUUGAAGCGGCUUUAGCACGUUAUUGGUCUCCGUGUUUCUAUCCAUUCAGUACAUUUUCACGAAAUGUGGGACCCCAAGUCCAUAAAAGGCUUCUAGCAUGCUGACGGAAGGAAAAAAAAAAAAAUCAUACAGUUGAUACUCCAUCUUUUUCAGAUAUUGUCUGUAGGUUUCACGUGACUUACUGACAUGUUGACUGACUUUGUACUGAUUAGCACUUUAAAACAAGGUGAAAAUGAUAUGUAAGUUGUACAGUGUAUUUAGGUAAUUUAUUUUAUUUCUGCUGUUUUUGUAAGUAAUUGCAUUAUAAAUGCUUACAUAGAAAAAGGUAAA